Messenger RNA from Ustilaginoidea virens, 1533 nucleotides. RefSeq lists its product as uncharacterized. Lineage: Eukaryota; Fungi; Ascomycota; Sordariomycetes; Hypocreales; Clavicipitaceae. Bases 1 to 1533 code for a protein of 510 amino acids. The transcript is spliced from 2 exons. Gene Ontology annotation, cellular component: mitochondrial inner membrane. The record is from RefSeq and is a predicted model, not a curated record. Gene Ontology annotation, biological process: mitochondrion inheritance.
AUGCGACCCUGGAACGCCGAUGAAUGGGGCGCCUUUGUGUCAUGGUUCAUGUUGGGACAUAUUGUCUGGGUUCUGGUAGGGACGACGACUUUCUUUUCACUCCUGAUAUUUUCCAUCAACACUGUAUUUGCCCAAGAAACUCUUGCCAAGUGGGUCGGUGACUAUUUGACACAAUCCGCCGGGGUCACUGUAGUUUUUGAAUCAGCAAUUGUGCCAAAGUGGAAGAAUGGAGUAAUCGCCUUUCGGAAUGUGUUCGUUUCCCGUAGACCUGGCCAAGUUGAGUCGUCUGUGAGCAAAGGGUCCUCGGAUGCCGCCGCGGUGGCCGCGGCCGGUCGACUGGCUCAAUCUAGCGAGCCUCACGAGACAGAAGAUGACGGAAAUUACACCCAGUUCGACGUCACCAUCGCCAAUGUCAACGUCACCCUCUCGUUCGUUAACUGGUGGAACGGCAAAGGCUUGUUAAAGGACGUCGAAGUCAAUGGCGUACGAGGAAUCGUCGAUCGUACCUCAGUACACUGGCCGGAGGAAGAUACAGACCCGUUUUCGUACAGGCAUGAACAUCAACCUGGCGAUUUCGAGAUUGAAUCGUUCAAGUUGGAAGAUGUGCUACUGACGAUCCAUCAACCUGACGGAUUUCGACCCUUCUCCGUCAGCAUUUACUCGUGUGAGCUACCGCAGCUUCGGAAGCAAUGGCUCUUUUACGACUUCCUUUCGGCGAACCACAUGUCCGGCUCGUUUGACGGCUCGCUCUUCACGAUACACCCCCGCCAAGUCCACGGCGUAGUGCCCAGCCACGAGCAAGACGCGUCAACGGAGCUAGGGGAGCAAAAUGGCUGGAAAAAGUUCAGCAGGCUCCGAAUCGACGGGCUCAAAAUCGAUCACUUCAACAGAGGAGUGGAAGGCCCGUUCGGCUGGAUAUACGAGGGCAACGUCGACAUCGUCGCGGACGUAAUGUUUCCAGCCGAAACCGACGAGGGCAUCACCAAGGUCAUGUCCGAUUUCUACGACCAGCUCGAGGAGGCCGUCAUCCUGAAUCGGCAGCGGCUCCUUCCGCACGCCGUCGACGACGAACCCGCCGUGGCGCAGUCCGGACACCUCUCCGACGCGGGCGGCGAGCUCGCAGGCCCCGCGGGCGGCGGAGCCGCCGAGCCUGACGACGAAGAUCGUCGCUACCUCAUCAUGGACAUGCGGAUCCACAUGCACGACGUCAAGGCCGCGGUGCCUCUGUUCACCAGGGACAUGUCCUACGUGAACCAAGCGCUCGUGCGGCCGAUAGUGGCGUACAUCAACGCCAAGAAGACCUACAUCCCCGUAUCUUGCCGCAUCGUCAAACGGCUCAGCGACUUUGACGGAAGCUGGACGGUGUACGACUGCGGCCUGAUGAACGAUUUGUCGGUCGAGACGUACGAUGCCUUUGCGAGAGACGUGGAAGACCAGCAGAGUCGCGUUCGGCGGUUCAAAAAGGUGGGCUUCUGGACGCUCUCCCUUGCGGUUCAUGCUUUGUUUAUGGGCAUGGCGGGCAACGUGGUUUGA